AUGAGGGGGCUUGUAGUUUUGGCAGCUCUGUUUGCCGCUGUUUGUGGCAAGGAGACCUUUGAGGGACACCAAGUUCUUCGGAUUACUGCUGCAGAUAAGGCGCAGAUCAAUCUUUUAAAAGAUCUGUCCGAGCUAGAACAUCUAAAGCUGGAUUUCUGGAUGGAACCAGUUCACAAGUCUCUUUCUGUUGAUGUCCGUGUUCCCUUCCACAGCCUGCAGAUUGUAAAAGCUUUUCUGAGGUACAACCUGAUCAACUAUCAGGUCAUGAUUCUGGAUCUUCAGGAUCUUCUGGACACUGAGCAUCGUGUGAUGAUUAGGUCUCGUGCUGUUCAGCCCAGAACCACUAAUGAUUACGAUUACACCAACUACCACACACUGAAUGAGAUCUACAGCUUCAUGGACAUGCUGGUAGAAGAGAACCCUACAUUAGUGAGCAAAAUAGUGAUUGGUCAGAGUUACGAGGGCCGUCCACUGAAUGUACUUAAAUUUAGCACUGGUGCUAACCACCCUGGUAUUUGGAUUGACACUGGUAUUCAUGCUAGAGAGUGGAUCACACCAGCCAGUGGAACUUGGUUUGCAAAAAAGAUUGUGAAUGAUUAUGGACGUGAUGCUGCUCUUACUGCCAUUCUGGACAAGUAUGACAUUUUUCUGGAGCUUGUCACCAAUCCUGAUGGAUAUGAGUACACUCACACCUCUAAUCGCAUGUGGCGUAAAACGAGAAGGAUCAACCCUGGUUCCACAUGUGUUGGUGUUGAUCCCAAUAGAAACUGGGGAACUGGAUUUGCAGGUGCUGGUUCCAGUAACAACCCUUGCUCUGAGACCUACCGUGGACCUAGCGCUCACUCAGAGCCUGAGAUCAAGGCCAUUGUGGACUUUGUUCACGCGCAUGGCAACCUCAAGGUGUUUCUGACCAUCCAUAGCUACUCUCAGAUGCUGCUCUAUCCCUACGGUGACACCAGCACUCCCUGCAAGGAUGAAAAAGAGCUGGAUGACCUUGCAUUAAAGGCGACCACAGAGUUGAAGAAACUGUAUGGCACAAGCUACACAUUUGGCAGCACCAUCGCCACCAUCUAUCAAGCCAGUGGAACCACCACCGACUGGACUUACGACCAGGGCAUUAAGUACUCCUACACCUUUGAGCUUAGAGACACUGGCCGAUACGGAUUCAUCCUGCCUGCCGACCAGAUCCUUCCAACCGCUGAGGAGACGUGGCUAGCAGUAAUGGCCAUUAUGGAACACACCAAAAACAACCCCUACUAAAUCAGCAGCUCAGUUUAACCCAUGAUGGCAAUAAAGCAGAACAUCUAAUUAAACUAAUCUAAUACAACAAGCAUAACAUUAAAACCACCUCCUUGUUUCUACACACAUUGUCCAUUUUAUCAGCUUCACUUACCAUAUAGAACAGGGGUGCCCAAAUAAUUCCUUAUAAGGGGCCAAAAUUUUAUCUCAGUGAGGGGCCACGGGCCAAAACUAAAAGUUAUUUUAAC
Messenger RNA from Trichomycterus rosablanca, 1487 nucleotides. Its product is annotated as carboxypeptidase A1-like. Lineage: Eukaryota; Metazoa; Chordata; Actinopteri; Siluriformes; Trichomycteridae. The transcript has 11 exons. Gene Ontology annotation, molecular function: metallocarboxypeptidase activity; zinc ion binding. Gene Ontology annotation, biological process: proteolysis. The coding region runs from base 1 to 1260 and encodes 419 amino acids. The record is from RefSeq and is a predicted model, not a curated record.